AUGGUUGCCGGGUGGCCGCACGAGCACGUCCCAACCAGCGGCGUCGAGGCUACCCCCGUCAGGUUCAGCGACGGCGGCUUCGGCGGCGUCCCGACCUCCGCAGCGGCGAUCGCGGGCCUCAAGAAGCAGAGGUACGGCGAGGGGCCACCUACGGGAGCUGACGACGACGACGACAUGUGCGUCAUCUGCAUGAGGGGCUACAAGAGAGGCAGGAGGCUCUACGUCAUGCCCUGCGCGUACAAGCAUCGGUUCCAUCGCAAGUGCCUCGAGAAGUGGCUGUCGCGCAGCCACCUGUGCCCGCUCUGCCGCCACGCGCUGCCCACCGACGACGACCAAGCAGCGCACAGGAACGCCGACCUAUGGCUGUUAAAUGUAAACUGA
Molecule: messenger RNA, 381 nt
Organism: Panicum virgatum (switchgrass)
Lineage: Eukaryota; Viridiplantae; Streptophyta; Magnoliopsida; Poales; Poaceae
Product: E3 ubiquitin-protein ligase MPSR1-like
Exons: 1
Coding region: 1-381 (126 amino acids)
Source: RefSeq, a predicted model, not a curated record